This is a messenger RNA of Selaginella moellendorffii, 1409 nucleotides long. RefSeq names its product F-box/kelch-repeat protein At5g15710. NCBI's taxonomy places the organism in Eukaryota, Viridiplantae, Streptophyta, Lycopodiopsida, Selaginellales, Selaginellaceae. The coding region runs from base 1 to 1356 and encodes 451 amino acids. The transcript is spliced from 3 exons. Gene Ontology annotation, molecular function: protein binding. The record is from RefSeq and is a predicted model, not a curated record.
AUGGAAGCUCUCGAGUUUUACAAGGAGCUACUUCUUACUCGUGUUGAUGGAUUUGCUAAUGCCCGUGAUGUGCUACCAGCUAAUCUUCAUACCGCUAACGGUAUGGGUCCGGUUGGAGGCUAUAUCAAUAUUUCGGAGAAGAAGCAAAAGCGGCACUGGGAUGGUAUGAUCGGCAAGGUGAGGAACAAAAUUACAGGUACUCUGGAUCAUCCCAUCUGGUCCCAGCUGCCUUUGGAACUCCAGCUCCACAUUCUAAACUUCUUGCCACUCCCGGCACUUUGCCGUGGAAAGAGCGUCUGCAAGGCUUGGAAGUCCGCAAUCCAGGGCUUGGGAUAUAGCAAAGCUCACAGGUUUUGCAAUGGGCAGUGGUAUAUCAUGAACGGUGAUAACGCUGUUGGUCUCUGUGAUGGAAAUUCAAGGCCUCUUUCAUGGAAGAUGAUCCAGUUACCUUACGAGAUACACACAGAAAGUAUCUGUGUGUCUUCGGCCGGGCUUGUUCUUGCAUACUUUCCCUUGGACAGGCCACAAAAUAUAAUGGUUUGGAACCCCUUAGAUUUAAGUUCCUUGGUGAAGCUGCCUCCACCACCUGGUUCUAAGCCAACCAUAGUUUUCGUGGCAAUCCAAUCUUCAGUUGGUAGUGACCACAGGCCUUGGUUUUCCGUGGUUUGUGUUCGGGGAGUGAAGCCAAGGGAUACAGGCGCACGCCAUCUAGUUCUACAGGUUUAUGAUUCGAGAUCUCAGAAAUGGGUCUCAUCUCGUCGAGUAUUCACAGGGAGGGAUGAGAUUGCCCAGACUUGCUUUAAGGAAAACACCGAUUGCAUGCUUCUACGGGAUGACAAGCUCUACUUUAUCACGAUCACAAGGGACAACAGAAGAUCGCUCAAGUGUGUUAACGUGUGGGAUUCAGAGUGCAAGAUGGCGACUUUGGCAACCUGGACGAGUCUUCCCAUGGACUUGCAUCAAGAAACAUACGACCCCCCAUGCCUGUACAAUAACACCUCACUUGUUUACUGUGCUGGAAAGCUGGUGCUCGCAAACUUUAUCCUGGAUGCACAAACCCUUGGUUUUGUCUAUCUGGACGAAGCAUCCAGACAAUGGCGACCCUUAGCAACAAUGCCAAGAGAGAUUAUGCCGGCAGAGCUUAGAAAUCUUGGGCUGCGAGCAAGCAAUAUCCAUCAGUGGAGUUUGGUAGUAGCGGGAGGUGAGGCAGAGAUCACCUUGUUUCUAAGUCACUUCGAGGGAUUGUGUUGGGGUUGCAUUUACAAUGACGAGACCGGUGUCUGGCAAUCUGUCUUUGGCCAAAGGUUUGAGGGUAGCAUGUUGUAUCCUUUUAAGCCAUCAUUAGUCUCCAUUUAGAUAGUGUGGUUAUUGUGACUUGGUGUGAAUAUAACAAUUUGAUUUAUAUUUCA